This is a messenger RNA of Chanos chanos (milkfish), 1125 nucleotides long. RefSeq names its product neuropeptide Y receptor Y2 (gene npy2r). Gene Ontology annotation, molecular function: neuropeptide Y receptor activity. The coding region runs from base 1 to 1125 and encodes 374 amino acids. Gene Ontology annotation, biological process: G protein-coupled receptor signaling pathway. The transcript has a single exon. Gene Ontology annotation, cellular component: membrane. The record is from RefSeq and is a predicted model, not a curated record. NCBI's taxonomy places the organism in Eukaryota, Metazoa, Chordata, Actinopteri, Gonorynchiformes, Chanidae.
AUGGAUUUAGGAAAUCCAGACAACAGCUCCCAAGAGCAGGGCCCUAACUCACUGCUGGCGUCCGCCAACUGUUGCCUGUCAAUACCUGAGUUUGAUGAGAGCGCCCUCUUUGGGCUGGAGGACAGUACAAAGCUGGUUGGCGUACAGGUUAUAUUGAUCUUAGCAUACAGUGCCAUAAUACUUCUAGGGAUGACAGGCAACUCUCUGGUCAUAUAUGUUGUGUAUAAAUUUAAAACCUUACGCACCGUCACUAACUUCUUCAUUGUAAACCUGGCGGUGGCAGACUUGCUGGUGAACACGCUGUGUUUGCCGUUCACCCUCAUGUACACUCUGCACGGAGAGUGGCGCUUCGGACAGGUCAUGUGCUACAUGCUGCCGUACGCCCAGGGCCUGGCCGUGCACGUUUCCACCAUCACGCUCAACGUCAUCGCUCUGGACCGUUACAGGAGCAUCAUCUACCACAUGGAGACCAAGAUGUCCAAAGACGUCUGUAUGGGCGUGAUCGCUCUGACGUGGGUGUUCAGCGCCGUGUUGGCCAGUCCGCUCGCCAUCUUCAGGGAGUACGGCACGUUCUCGCUGACGGCCGACCAGUCCAUCCAGGUCUGCACGGAGAAGUGGCCGGGAAGCAACGCGGACAGCACGGUCUACAGCUUGGCCAUGUUCUUCCUGCAGUACGGCCUGCCUCUGGCCAUCAUCUCCUUCGCCUACGCCCGCAUCUGGAGCAAACUCAGGAACCACGUCAGCCCGACGGGCCGCAGCGAGAGACACCGGCGACGGAAGAAGACGACGAAGAUGCUGGUGGCGGUGGUGGUCGUGUUCACCGUGAGCUGGCUGCCGUUUCACGCCUUCCAGCUGGCCAUCGACAUCGACCACAGCGUGUUGGACAUGAGAGACUUCAAACUGCUCUACACCGCCUUCCACAUCGUGGCCAUGUGCUCCACGUUCGCCAAUCCAAUCCUGUACGGCUGGAUGAACAGGAACUACAGGACCGCCUUCCUCGCCGUGUGCAAGUGCAGCCGGAGCACGAACGUGAGAAUGAGGCGGGUUCGGACCAGAGACACGGACGCUCUCAACAACAAGUCCUACGCCGUUAACAGCUUGGCCACAGCCAAUACCGAUCUGUGA